GACAACGACCGUCCGGCCCUAGCCUUGCCGGGCGGGAGCGGGGAGGUUUUCUUUCUCAGCGAAGUCCGAAAGCGGCCCUCCAUCAGCGCCUCCUUCCCUUGGCCUCGUUCUCCCCGCGCCGGAGGGGCUGCGAGAUGCUUCACCUCUGACUCCCCACCCCUGUCACCGAGAGGGGCAACGAGUGCUCGCCUACUCGCCGGACGAGAAGACCCUGGACUCCCAGGCCCGCCGGCCAAACCAUGAGCUCCGGCCAGCUGCAGCCGCCGCCGCCGCGGAGGGUCCCCAACGUGGGGUCCCUGCUGCUCACUCCGCAGGAGAACGAGUCCCUAUUCACCUUCCUCGGCAAGAAAUGUGUGGCUAUGUCAUCGGCAGUGGUCCAGUUAUAUGCAGCAGAUCGGAAUUGUAUGUGGUCAAAGAAGUGCAGUGGUGUAGCUUGCCUUGUUAAGGACAAUCCACAGAGAUCUUAUUUUUUAAGAAUAUUUGACAUCAAGGAUGGGAAACUAUUGUGGGAACAAGAGCUAUAUAAUAACUUUGUAUAUAAUAGUCCUAGAGGAUAUUUUCAUACUUUUGCUGGAGAUACUUGUCAAGUUGCUCUUAAUUUUGCCAAUGAAGAAGAAGCAAAGAAAUUCCGAAAAGCAGUUACAGACCUAUUGGGCCGACGACAAAGGAAAUCCGAGAAAAAACGAGACCCCCCAAACGGUCCUAAUCUACCCAUGGCAACAGUAGACAUAAAAAAUCCGGAAAUCACAACAAAUAGGUUUUAUGGCCCACAAGUCAACAACAUCUCUCAUACCAAAGAAAAGAAGAAAGGAAAAGCUAAAAAGAAGAGAUUAACCAAGGCAGAUAUUGGAACACCAAGCAAUUUCCAGCAUAUUGGGCAUGUUGGUUGGGAUCCCAAUACUGGCUUUGAUCUGAAUAAUUUGGAUCCAGAAUUGAAGAAUCUUUUUGAUAUGUGUGGAAUCUCAGAGGCACAACUUAAAGACAGAGAAACAUCGAAAGUUAUAUAUGACUUCAUUGAAAAAACAGGAGGUGUUGAAGCUGUUAAAAAUGAAUUACGAAGGCAAGCACCCCCACCUCCACCGCCCUCGAGAGGAGGGCCCCUGCCGCCGCCUCCCCCUCCGCACAGCUCAGGCCCUCCUCCUCCUCCUGCCCGGGGAAGAGGCGCCCCGCCGCCUCCGCCCUCCAGAGCUCCCACCGCUGCACCGCCACCGCCGCCUCCCUCCAGGCCAGGUGUGGGAGUCCCUCCACCGCCACCAAAUCGGGUGUACCCGCCGACACCUCCAGCCCUACCCUCCUCAGCACCUUCAGGGCCGCCGCCACCGCCUCCACCUCUGUCGGUGGCAGGAUCAGUGGCACCGCCCCCACCGCCUCCUCCUCCGCCUCCACCCGGGCCACCUCCUCCCCCUGGCCUCCCUUCUGACAGCGACCAUCAGGGUCCGCCUCCUGCGGGAAGCAAAGCUGCUCUUUUAGAUCAAAUUAGAGAGGGUGCUCAGCUAAAAAAAGUGGAACAGAACAGUCGGCCAGUGUCCUGCUCUGGAAGGGAUGCGCUUCUAGACCAGAUACGGCAGGGCAUCCAGCUGAAAUCUGUGUCUGAUGGCCAGGAGUCUACACCGCCAACACCUGCACCCACUUCAGGAAUUGUGGGUGCACUAAUGGAAGUGAUGCAGAAAAGGAGCAAAGCCAUUCAUUCUUCAGAUGAAGAUGAGGAUGAGGAUGAUGAAGAAGAUUUUGAGGAUGAUGAUGAAUGGGAAGACUGAUCAAUAUAUAUUAUAUAUAUACAUAUAUAUAUAUUUUUAAGGUGAAAUACUAAACACUACUUUCUGUCUAUGGAUUCUGUAAAAUUAUCAUGUAAAUGUUCUACCAAUUUGCUGUAUAUUUUUGUUGCCUUUUUUGCUUUUUUUUAUUAAUCUGUGCAAUACCUCAUUUAAUCUGUAAAGGUUUGUCAUAUCCUCUACAAAGCUACUCCCUGUUAUUGUGUGCAGGUUUACACCAGAAUGCUCACUUUAUUUGUGAAUAUUUUUCAUUCCAUCAAGGGAGUUUAAAUAUUUUAUGUGAGACUGACAAAAACCUUAUGUAAUUUAGUUAUAAUGCCAGAAGGAAAACACUAUUUUCAUACCCUACUUUUUCUGUACCUAAAUUUUCUUAUUCAAAUCGAGUAUAGCACUCCAUUCUUU
This is a messenger RNA of Orycteropus afer afer, 2174 nucleotides long. It is a transcript of the gene WASL, whose product is annotated as WASP like actin nucleation promoting factor. Gene Ontology annotation, biological process: actin filament organization. The record is from RefSeq and is a predicted model, not a curated record. Gene Ontology annotation, cellular component: endoplasmic reticulum membrane; nucleus; cytoplasm. Gene Ontology annotation, molecular function: actin binding; microtubule binding. NCBI's taxonomy places the organism in Eukaryota, Metazoa, Chordata, Mammalia, Tubulidentata, Orycteropodidae.